Messenger RNA from Phycodurus eques (leafy seadragon), 4126 nucleotides. RefSeq names its product syntaxin 7-like (gene stx7l). The coding region runs from base 213 to 989 and encodes 258 amino acids. Gene Ontology annotation, biological process: vesicle fusion; vesicle-mediated transport; intracellular protein transport. The transcript is spliced from 10 exons. NCBI's taxonomy places the organism in Eukaryota, Metazoa, Chordata, Actinopteri, Syngnathiformes, Syngnathidae. Gene Ontology annotation, molecular function: SNAP receptor activity; SNARE binding. The record is from RefSeq and is a predicted model, not a curated record. Gene Ontology annotation, cellular component: membrane; synaptic vesicle; endomembrane system.
CUAGAGGGGCGUAAUAGUAACCAUUUUGUGUUGUUGACUUUAUUUUCGCUUCAGUGUUUUUUUUUGGAUAUAUGAAAUUAAAUACAUAUAUUUAAAAAAUAUAUAUAAACAUAAUCGUCGUGUGAUUUUUAGCACGAGGCGUUGACGUCACAUGACACCAGGAAGUAGCCCAAGCACCAAUCGUCAGUACCACCGCUGCGAAGUUCUCCAUCAUGGCCUACCAGGCUGGCAUCCCAGAGGAGCCCAAUGCUCUGGUUCAAAACAUUAGCUCCAACAUCCAGAGGCUCGGCCUGCUGACCUCCGAGCUGCAGAGGGCGCUGUCGCUGCUGGGAACGGCUCACGACAGCGACCAGCUGCAGCAGACGCUGCAGCAGAACCAGCAACAAGGAAACCAGCUGGCCAAGGAUACCGACCGGCUCAUCAAGGCGUUCAGCGUGCUUCCCGCGGGCGCUGACCAGCGGCAGAGAAAGAUCCAAAAAGAGCGUUUGCUCAAUGACUUCUCGGCGGCGUUGAGCACCUUCCAGAAGACGCAGCGGGAGGCGGCCGACAAAGAACGAGAGUUUGUGGCCCGAGUCAGAGCCAGCUCCCGGGUGUCGGGUGGCCAGCCUGAUGCUCAUCAUGGAAAUGUCAACCCUUUCCUAACAAGUGACGUGCAGGUGCAGGAUCAGGCCGAAGCGGUCAGCGAGGCCGAUCUCCGGUUGAUCCGGGAGAGAGAGUCGGCCAUCAGGCAGCUGGAGUCGGACAUCACAGACAUCAACGACAUCUUCAAGGACCUGGGGGUGAUGGUGCACGAGCAGGGCGACGUGAUCGAUAGUAUCGAGGCAAACGUGGAGAGUGCAGAUGUGAAUGUCCAGAGUGCCACGCAGCAGCUGGCGCGUGCCGCCGACUAUCAGCGGAGCUCUCGGAAGAAGAUCUGCAUCCUGAUUUUAGUGUUGGUCGUCGUCGCCGUGGUCGUCGGGCUCAUCAUCUGGGGCGCCGCCCGGCAGUGAGGCCUCCUCGCUGCCCUCCUCGGCCCGGUCCCCACAUCGACUCCUGCUGCCGGGAAAUGUUAAGAGCUCAACGGCCACUUCAUUGGGUACACACACGCCAUCUCGUGAGAGUUAGUACGAUAAGAGCUUGAGUAAACAUUUCUGUUGAAGGUUUGAACUGCAGUGGCACCAGACCUCCGCUAAAGCCAAACAAACAUAAACAUGACAAUGGUGUUCCACCCUAGGCCUGUAAGUGGCACAAAUGAGCAAUGGCACACACAACAAGCAAGCAGAUUGUAACGACAAAAAGUGUGUACUUAUAAAAGUGUAGUUUGGUAUAGGUGCAUCUCAAUAAAUAAAAGUAAACAAUAUUUAAAUGUAUUAUAUAUUUUAUGUUUUAGAAUUUUGAUUAAAGCUUACAGCUAACAAAAAUUCUAAAUUUAUGAUCUCAAGAAAUUAGAAUAUUACAAUCAACAAAAUGAUUUUAACAUUGAAAUUCGGUACUAAUUGGCCCUCUGCCAAAUAUUUCCCUUUGUUUAAUAAAUGAUUUUACUUUUUGAAUUACUGAAAUAAUUUACCUUUUCUGCCAUAUUCGUGAUAUGUAGUGUGAUGCAUGCAUAUAUAUACAUAUAUAUAUAUAUAUAUAUAUAUAUAUAUAUAUAUAUAUACAUAUAUAUAUAUAUAUAUAUAUAUAUAUAUAUAUAUAUGGCAUGAUGUGCUUUAAAAUGUUUUGCGGGGUUGGAUAACUCAAACGGCUAUCGUUAUGGUAACCAACAUACAAGCAACAACUCUGUAGUAUGCAAAUGACAAUCUCAAUAAUGCACAUUUUGGUGAAUAAAUACCCCACUGACGGUGUCAAUCAACGCAGAGCAUUAUUGUUAUCUGUGUAAAGACAGGGUUUUGGAUGAGGCUGUUGUAUUUGAGAUUGCGGAAGUUUGCCUAAUGUUGUCGCCAGCCGUUCUCCAUGUUGGAAAGUCCUCACAGUUGAUGCAGUUAUUCCACAAUUUAGCCAAACUUGGCUAAUUCCAAAGCACUGUUCUAUGUAUGAACCUAUUUUGAAAAUUUAGCCUAGCAUGUGCUUUUUAAACCCUAUUUUGAGUAGUUUUCAAAGAGACACUUAACAGGAAUCUCAACAAUACUACUUUACUUUUUCUUGUUGAUAUGAAGGAAGCUAAAAGCAGUUAACUAUUAAAGUACAGUAAGUAAACAAAGCAAGCAAACAGAUUAAAAUGUGUGUGGUAUUUUUGUAAAUGACUGAUGUGCUGCGUCCUAUGUGCUUGCUUUAAUAAAUGAACCCUAUCAUAGCGAUAGAUAAUGAGUCAUUUUUGGAGAAUUAAAAUGUCAUGACAGCACCGGUACAGGGCAGUCAGCAAAAUAAAUUGCUGUUGACUGAUAGCAGCUGAAAGGAUGUACUAUGGUCGCAUAAUUUCAUAUGUAACAGUUCCCCACAAAUUUUUGAACAAUAUGAACAGAUUGAAAGCCGUACAGUAAAAUAAAAGAAAAUAUAGAAGUGGGCUGAUAAAAUUGGCUUGUUGUACACCAUUCUGGUUUAUGUAUUUACCAUUCAUUGGCUUUUAAUGAAAUAAAAAUACACAAGUAAUUGAAUGCUUCAGAUCUUUUUUUGUAAAGAGGGAAAUAGCAGUGGGCUAACAAUAUAGCCUUGUGCAACACCGUUUUGGGUUGGGUGUUUUUACCGCGCGUCGGCCGAUAAUUUAGAUGUUUAAAUGAUAUUAAAAACAUCAACUACAAUGUAUUUUUAUUUUUUUUUAAAGGACAAUAUAUGUGAACGAGGUAUUUUGCGUCAAAUUGAAACGACCAUUUAAAAGCGUUCAAAACCAACACCGUACGUCACCUUGCUGCUGGAAACGGGUUGCCGUGAUGAAGGAUGAGAUCAGGGGGACUCGUAAACGCCGGGCGAGUCAUUGCGGACUUGGCCGGCGGCAAGGUGGAAGUAACAGAUUGCUGACGCGCAGAAGGAAAAUGUUGCCUUGGCAGGGGGAGAGCAAUAUGGAAGAACCUUUGGACGGGCGGGUGCGAAUACAUCAUCUGGAACGCCGGGAGGUGCGACAGUCGGUUCUUUUGGAAUGUAGCAGGUGGCUGCAAAGAGCCCAGCUUGUUUUUCCGACGACGCAGCUUUGCCUGGAGACUUAAUGAGGUGUGGAAUUUGAGCAUCGUUAAUUGUUCACAUUAAAUUAAAGGCACUAUAAACAAUAUUUGCGACUUGCAAAAGACUUCACGUUUAUUCCGAAAGGCUUCUUCCCUCUACGUUUUAGAAAGCAAGCAGCCUUUAAAUAGGCGCACGGCACAACAUCGGAGAGCGGCUUCUUCGGGGUCCGGAGUCAACGGUUCGUUUGCUGCGCCGGAAGAAAGGACAUUUUGGAUAGGGACGCAGCUGGUUUGAAAGAGUUGUAAAUGAAGCCAUCUAUGUCAUGUCAAACUUAAAAAAACAAAACAAAAAAAAAGCUUUGAAGCAUCACCUGUCGUCUGCAUACAGCAAUGUCCUUGCAUCCCUCUCCCAAAGAUUCUCUCAUUCCACGGGAAGAGUUGCCCUCAUGAGCUGUUUUGCCACCAGCCGAGUGAACGACCGAUUGGUAUGCAGUCGACAAAAGAGCUGUAACUUGUAAUCUUAUGGAAAGUAGUAUGGGUAGUUUUCUUUUCUAGAUCGAGUAUCAUUUUUCAAGAAAGAAUAAGUUGUAGCCGGCACGGAGGACGACCGGUUAGCACAUCUGCCUCACAGUUCUGGGGACCGGGGUUCAAAUCUCUGCCCCGCCUGUGUGGAGUUUGCAUGUUUUCCCCGUGCCUGGGUGGCUUUUCUCCGGGCGCUCCGGAUUCCUCCUACAUUCCAAAAACACACGUGGUAGGUUGAUUGAAGACUCUAAAUUGCCCGUAGGUGCGAAUGUGAUCGUGAAUGGUUGUUUGUUUCUAUGUGCCCUGCGAUCGGCUGGCGACCGGUUCCGGGUGUACCCCGCCUCCCGCCCGAAGAUAGCUGGGCGAGGCUCCAGCAGCCCGCGACCCGCUUGAGGAUAAGCGGUAAAGAAAAUGGAUGGAUGAAUAAGUUAUAUUUUUUCAUCUUCUUUUUCAAGAUACAACUACCAAAGACAAAUUCCUUGUGUGUUUUUUUGGACAUACUUGGCAAAUAAAGAUGAUUCUGAUUCUGA